CUCGGGCCCUGCACCUGUGAGUCGGUGGCGCUGCUCCUCCGCUGCCCCAUGGCCCCGACCCGGCUGCAGCUCGGCGUCCGCGCCGCCUACUCGGGCUUCAGCUCGUUGGCCGGCUUCUCCAUCUUCUUCGUCUGGACGGUGGUCUACCGACAACCGGGGACUGCGGCGAUGGGGGGUCUCGCAGGUGUCCUGGCCCUGUGGGUCUUGGUGACUCACGUGAUGUACAUGCAGGAUUACUGGAGGACCUGGCUCAGAGGCCUACGUGGCUUCUUCUUCGUGGGUGCUCUCUUCUCCGCAGUCUCCUUUUCCGCCUUCUGCACCUUCCUGACGUUGGCCAUCACCCAGCACCAGAGUUUCAAAGACCCGAACAGCUACUACCUCUCCUGUGUCUGGAGUUUCAUUUCCUUCAAGUGGGCCUUUCUACUCAGCCUCUACGCCCACCGCUACCGGGCUGACUUCGCUGACAUCAGCAUCCUCAGUGAUUUCUAACCCAGGGAAUGAGGUCACCACGGCCUGGGGGCCCUCGGGAGCUGGACUCAGUUUCUGAGUCAUUAAGGGAGCUCGCCCCAACCCCUGGGGACUCCAGAACCAUGGCAGAGUAUAUGGGUCAGUUCGGUUUCCCAGAAAUCUGUCUGGUCCCCUUUCGGGGAAGACAUAGAGCUGUUAAAGAGGAACUGCCAAUAUGCCCAUUAGCCUGGCUACAGGGCAGCUUAGACCUUUCCAAAUGGAUCUAUUUUCUUAGCACUCUGAGGGAUCUUUGUAAGCAAGGCCAUGACAAUGAAUUCAAUGGGUAGGCUUGGAUCUGUGGCCAGUGGCAGGGGCUGGGACAGGUUUCCUUGCUACCCCAGACUUCAUUGAAGCUGUGUGUGUGGAGGCAUCAAAGGUCUGGUCAGGUGAGGGACUUCUAGCAGAGAUCUCCAUCCCAGCUCCCUCACCCUGUUGUCCUCAAGGGUCGGGCAGCUAAGUCCAUUGGUCCUUAGGGAAGUGGCAGUUGGCUCUCCCCUGAUCAGCAUAGUUGAACAGGAGCCAGUGUCUGUCCCUUCUACCUUCCCAUCCAGAGUUUGUUUCCCAUGAGGGUGCUAGUGCCAGUCAACCAUUCCCGUGUGUCACAUGUGCACAUAUGACCACGUACACCAGAGCAGGACCCCUCAGAUGAGGCUAGACUUUGAGGACCACAGGAAACACACCCCUGCACCUAGAAGGGCUUUGGAAUAGGGGGCAACCUGGUGGGGGCCUCCCCAUCUGUACUGAGGCCCCAGCCUUACAUCUCCUCUACCCCUGACUGCACAAGACAACCCUGACCGUGAGGACCUUCUCCCUGCACCAGACCCCACCUUUGACCUUUAACCUUCUCUCUCCCCCGAAGGAGCUCUUCUGAGUGGACAUGGGCCCAAGGCCUUACCUAAGUGGAGAGGGAGGGCAGGGCUGCUACAUGUCUCCUUCUAUGGUAGGUCACCAUUUUGCACAUCUACUAUCCCACCUGGGCACUGUCCCCAGCUCUCUGCCUUACCUGUGUCACUAACGGAAAUACAGCGGCCAUUUUAACCAGC
This is a messenger RNA of Rattus norvegicus (Norway rat), 1550 nucleotides long. It is a transcript of the gene Slc48a1, whose product is annotated as solute carrier family 48 member 1. Gene Ontology annotation, molecular function: heme transmembrane transporter activity; heme binding. NCBI's taxonomy places the organism in Eukaryota, Metazoa, Chordata, Mammalia, Rodentia, Muridae. Gene Ontology annotation, biological process: heme transport. The record is from RefSeq and is marked provisional. Gene Ontology annotation, cellular component: lysosomal membrane; endosome membrane; phagocytic vesicle membrane.